This is a messenger RNA of Microstroma glucosiphilum, 869 nucleotides long. Its product is annotated as Shwachman-Bodian-diamond syndrome protein. The coding region runs from base 62 to 820 and encodes 252 amino acids. The record is from RefSeq and is a predicted model, not a curated record. The transcript is spliced from 5 exons. Gene Ontology annotation, biological process: ribosome biogenesis; cytosolic ribosome assembly. NCBI's taxonomy places the organism in Eukaryota, Fungi, Basidiomycota, Exobasidiomycetes, Microstromatales, Microstromataceae.
CUCGGCUGCACUCUGUGAUCGUACUGCAUAUACCAUCCUCUUCGUACCCCAGUCAAGCAAGAUGCCUAUCAAUCAACCGGCCAACCAGAUCAAGCUGACAAAUGUGUCCGUCGUGAGACUCAAGAAGGGCGGGAAGCGCUUCGAGAUUGCUUGCUACAAGAACAAGGUUCGCGAGUGGAGGACAGGCGUUGAGAAGGAUUUGGAUGAGGUGGUACAGAUUCAAAACGUCUUUGUGAACGUCUCAAAGGGACAAGUGGCGCCUCAGGAGGAUUUGCAGAAGGCCUUCAACACCACAGAUCGGGAGAAGAUCACGCUCGAGAUCCUGAAGAAGGGCGAGCUACAAGUAGGCGAGAAGGAGCGCAGCGCCGAGCUGACCAAUCUCUGGCGUGACAUCGCAACCCAAGUCUCAUCACGCUGUGUGGAUCCAUCGAAUAAGCGGCCCUACACGGUAGGGGUGAUCGAAAAGGCCAUGACCGAAGUACACUACAGCGUCAAGACGGGCAAGGCAGCCAAGUCACAAGCUUUGGAUGUGAUAAAGCUUUUGCAGUCCAACAAUGUCCUACCCCUGGAGCGCGCACGGAUGAGGAUCCGUCUCACCUUGCCUAGCAAAGAGGGCAAGAGGCUGAAGGACAAGGUCAUUGAGAAUGUGGAAAAGGUCGAAGAGGAGGACUGGUCAGAGGAGUGGGAGCUGAUUGCCGAGAUUGAUCCGGGAGCGUUGAGAGUGCUCAAUGACCUGCUGGAGACAGAGUCCAAGGGCAAGGGCAAGAUCGAAACGCUCAACUUUGCAUCUGUGCAAGAAGGCGAAGGCAUGAACGAUUGAGUCGUUGCAUGAGGCACGAGUGCAAUCACAUCACCAUAUCUAAGCAAAG